AUGACGGAACCACCCCAGCCUGAGACUCACGACAAGGCGUGGGAGAAAGCCGAGCGGCAAUUCUCCAAUAAAACUGCAAGCCAGUUUUAUGACCCUUGCCAGGACUUCGCGGAUCGGAGUCUCAAAUGUCUGAAGCGCAAUGGUUAUGAUAGAGAGAUGUGUGGCGAUUACUUCCAGUAUGCUACUUCUACCUCUUGA
Messenger RNA from Penicillium longicatenatum, 198 nucleotides. RefSeq lists its product as uncharacterized. The record is from RefSeq and is a predicted model, not a curated record. The transcript has 2 exons. Lineage: Eukaryota; Fungi; Ascomycota; Eurotiomycetes; Eurotiales; Aspergillaceae. The coding region runs from base 1 to 198 and encodes 65 amino acids.